Molecule: messenger RNA, 3708 nt
Organism: Cyprinodon tularosa
Lineage: Eukaryota; Metazoa; Chordata; Actinopteri; Cyprinodontiformes; Cyprinodontidae
Product: zinc finger X-chromosomal protein
Exons: 7
Coding region: 338-2437 (699 amino acids)
Biological process (GO): regulation of transcription by RNA polymerase II
Cellular component (GO): nucleus
Molecular function (GO): RNA polymerase II cis-regulatory region sequence-specific DNA binding; metal ion binding; DNA-binding transcription activator activity, RNA polymerase II-specific
Source: RefSeq, a predicted model, not a curated record
UUCGGGUGAUUUCCACCUCAACUCUUCCGCAUUUUCCUGCCGCUCUCGGGCUGUGACGUGUCGUGCUGACGGCGGCCUCGGAGCUGGAGAAGCGGGGGGCUGUAGCAGGACACUGUCUGGCUCCAGACGUCCUGCUUCGCUUUUCAGCGGUGUUCCAGAAACAACCCCCUCACCCCUCCUUCUCUGCUCGUUCCCGGCCCGCCCAAAUCACACUAAAUUCCCGACUGAAUCCUGCCCGAGUCUGGGGGAACCAGGCGGCCUGGGAAGCCGGGGACCGGAUAGAGGCCAUCCCUGCAGCAUAAAUCUGCUCCUCAGUAACAAAUGCAGUACGAGGACAAUGGAUGAGGAUGUCACCGGGCUUGCAAUACAUGCUGAAGAGCCUAAAAUAAUAAUACACGGAUCGGAUGACGGUGGUGCCGGUGGGCAGGAGUUUGUUGUGGAGCUUCAAGAGACUGUGUUGGUGUCAGAAGGUGAGGGUGAAGGCAUGGCAGUUCACAGGUUUGCCCCAGAGGAGCUAGUCAUCCAGGAUGCAGUUGAAGAUGUGGUUUCUGAGUAUGUGCAUGAAGAUGAAGAUGUUGCUGUAGAAACCUGUGUGAUGGCUCUAGAGGGCGAAGAGGAAGGCGUUGCCAUGGGAGACAUCCCGGAAGAUGGUCUGGACCCAGAGCAGCAGGAGGAUGACCAAGAUGGCUGUGGAGACUAUCUAAUGAUAUCCUUGGAUGAAGCUGGGAAAAUGGUGUCUGAGGAUGGAACAGAGGUAACUGUGGAAGGAGCUGUGGAGGAUCAGGAGGUGGAGAAGGAUGAAGACGGACAAGAGGUGAUUAAAGUGUACAUCUUCAAGGCUGAUUCAGGAGAGGACGACAUGGGAGAAUCGGUUGACAUCAGUGAUGGAGAUGCAGAGAGCGUUGCACUAACAGAAUCUACGGGCCAAACUCUCAGAGAGAAGAUGGUUUACAUGUCUGUCGGGGAUUCGCACCACAAUCAAGGAAACCAUGGUAUAGAGGACAGCGAGGGCUGUGAAAACCGAAACGGUGCAGCCAGUGCGCUGCUACACAUCGAUGAAUCAGACGGGGUCGAUGAAAUCAAUAGGCAACGCACCAAGAAUAAGAGACGAUCAGAACAUCGGCAGGUCCAGACAGCCAUCAUCAUCGGUCCGUACGGCCAGCCGCUGACAGUUUAUCCCUGCAUGCUUUGUGGUAAGAAGUUCAAGUCGAGGGGUUUCCUGAAGCGACACACUAAGAAUCACCACCAGGAUGUCCUGACCCGUAAAAAGUACCAGUGUACAGACUGUGACUUCACCACCAACAAGAAGGCCAGCCUCCACAAUCACAUGGAGGUUCAUGCACUGAGCAGCAAAGCUCCCUUCGAGUGUGAAUUGUGUGGUAAGGAGUUCCACCAGCAGGGGGCUCUGUUCUCACACAGGCUGCAGCACCACCACAGGGAGCCCAAAGCCCAGCCGCCUCCUCCACCCACUAAGAUGCACAAGUGCAAGUUCUGUGACUAUGAAACUGCGGAGCAGGGUCUGCUCAAUCGACACUUGUUGGCCGUCCACAGCAAAAGUUUCCCUCACAUCUGUGUGGAGUGUGGGAAGGGUUUUCGGCAUCCUUCGGAGCUGAAGAAACACAUGCGCACGCACACUGGUGAGAAGCCUUACUCCUGUAUGUACUGCGACUACAAGUCAGCCGAUUCGUCUAAUCUUAAAACACACAUCAAGACUAAGCAUAGCAAAGAGAUGCCGUACAAGUGUGAGCGCUGUUUCCAGACGUUUGCAGAGGAGGAGGAGUUGAUGCAGCACGGACUGACUCACGAGGAGAAUAAGACCCACCAUUGUGCCCACUGUGAUCACAAAAGCUCUAACUCCAGCGACCUGAAACGUCAUAUCAUAUCUGUUCAUACCAAGGACUAUCCGCAUAAAUGUGCUGUGUGCGGGAAGGGCUUCCAUCGGCCAUCUGAACUAAAGAAACACUCUGUCUCUCACCGCACUAAGAAACUCCACCAGUGCCGACACUGCAACUUCAAAAUCGCAGACCCCUUCGUUCUCAGCCGCCACAUUUUAUCUGUCCACACAAAAGAGCAGCAGGCCUCACCUGAAAAGAGUGAAGUUAAAAGGACAGAGGUGCAAACUCCCGUUGUGGCACCUAAAAAGUCUGCACCUAGUGGGUCGGGCGGCUCCGGCCCGCCUGUCAGGGUCAGUGCAGCCAGCCUAGCCAGCAGUGUGACUGUUGUUAUCGGCAAAGGACAAAAAGAGAAAAGAAUAUACCAGUGCCAGUACUGCGACUACAGCACCGGGGAUGCUUCUGGUUUUAAGCGCCACGUGAUCUCCAUUCACACAAAGGACUACCCUCACCGCUGCGAGAUCUGUUCCAAAGGUUUCCGACGGCCUUCGGAAAAGAACCAGCAUAUCAUGCGUCACCACAAGGACGUGGUGCAGGCAGAGUGACUCUAACGGAGCCAAAUACUGUGCCAGAACAAUGACCAACAUAAAAAAAAACCCUACAUCACCCAACCGAGUCCUUUCACAGUGUCAGAAACAGUCUGGUGGUUUUACUCUACUUUAGUCCAAUCUGUUGUUUUUAGCUCGUUCUAAUCCUCUUGUUUCUUAGCAGAUGUAUCCCCAUGUACAUACCAUUAAGUCUCUGACAUUGUUGGCUCCCUCCCUCCCUCCCUUCUUCAUAGACUUGCACUUUUUAACUGCAUGUCCCCUGCUGGUGACUCUGUGCAUGGCAGUUUGUCUCUUUGUAAAACUUCUUUUUGGAUUUGGCAAGUCGCAAUCAGUUCUCAGUUAAAGUCGGUCCGCAUUAUUUGUCUUAAAAUCAAAGUGUAAUUUUUUCAAAAUGUUUGUGUUAAAAUAUGCAUUGAACACCACAGAGAUUUGGUUUGCCACAUGUACUAAGUAGCACUUGUGAAAUUGAGUUUGUUUGUUUGGGGGAAAGAGAAGGAAGACUUAGAAAAUCUCCUUUUUUUGUUGCCUUCUGGUGCUUUAAACCCGCCAAUAUGUAACAUAAUGCUUUUGUUGUGGUAACAAAAAACAGAAGGGCGUCAAAUAAUAGAAAAAAAAAUCAUUCUGGGCUUCAGGAGUCCCUCACAAUCUUAACAUUUACCUGUAAAAGAAGUGGACACAGUAUGGAAGCGAUUUGUUUGCUCUCAUAUUCACAUAAAUUGAUGUGCAAUCAAUGCUUUACUUUAUGUCUGAUAUUUCUGUUUGUCUGUAAUUGUUUGCAUCUAUUGGAGAAGCCCAAAAUUACUGUUUUUCGAAUCCAUGAAUUCUCACAAAGGAGAGAAAGCAGAUAUUUUUAAAGAUGAUUUGAGUGAAAUGUCUAAAUGUUGGGAAUCCUACAUGUGGUGCUUCAGAACAUGGAACUAUGGACUGAACUGUUCUCUACCAUCAGAUCUACUUUUGCUAGUAGAAAAGGGGAAAAUGUAUCUCUUUCUAGAUGCAAAUUUCAGAUGCUGGUGGUGUACGCAUAUUAUGGCUUUUCAAGAUCUUUCAACACCUGUGAUCAUUUCUGUUUUUAUAUUUAUUUCACUUACAACUCGUUGUAUAGUUAAGUGUAACUAGACUUCUAUGGGACGUAAAUUAUUGUUUUGUAUACAGACCUGUACAAAGCGUGUAGAUGUAAACACUUGAUGAAAAGGAAAUCCGAACUGUGUUGUUAUGGAUGUACGUCUGCGUAUUUGUUAAAAAAUGAUAAUAAAACAAAGUAUUUUAAA